Messenger RNA from Anthostomella pinea, 807 nucleotides. The record is from the annotation of a GenBank genome assembly. NCBI's taxonomy places the organism in Eukaryota, Fungi, Ascomycota, Sordariomycetes, Xylariales, Xylariaceae.
AUGGCCAGCUCAGCCGGAUCCGCCGCUCUAUCCUUACCACGGUUCCUCCUCCCGCGCCUCAGUUGGCAAGGGCCCGCCGCUCCGUCACAUGUGUUGCGAGCCGCAGCCUAUACAUCACAGGACCAACGAUUAUGUAGAACAGCCGGAUUACAUACGGCGCAUGGAGUCACACAACGCUCACCCACAAGGCCACCUCUUGCAUCGUCAAUUCUGCUACGCAACCCAUCUCUGCGAAGGUCGUUCCAUGUGACACCCCGCCUCGGAAGGGAUCAUCAUUUCGAUACCCUGAAGUUCGUACAGCGGCUUCAGAGCGAGGGCUUCACGGAGGAGCAGUCCGCCGCCAUGAUGAAAGUCCUCAACGACGUUAUAGAAGAGAGCAUCCAAAACCUGACCCGGACGAUGGUACUGCGAGAAGACGCCGCCAAAGCUACAUAUACCCAGAAGGUCGACUUUGCCAAGCUACGCUCCGAGCUCCUGUCGGCAGACAGCACCGAGUUGAACACCACGCGCGCGUCACACGAGCGGUUAACCAACGACAUAACCAAGUUGAACAGCCGGCUGCGCGACGAGAUCGGGAGAACCCAGGCGUCAGUGCGGUUGGACCUGAACCUGGAGAAGGGUCGUAUACGGGAGGAGGCCGUGAGCCAAGAGUUGAAGAUCAAGGAGACCGAGACCAAGAUCGAGCAGGAGGUUGCGGCACUACGGGAGAAGCUGGAGCAGGUCAAGUUCCAGACCCUCCAAUGGCUGAUGGGUGUUUGCACCGGUUUUGCGGCGCUGCUACUCGGUGCCUGGAGAUUGCUCAUGUGA